Messenger RNA from Vombatus ursinus (common wombat), 2397 nucleotides. RefSeq names its product disintegrin and metalloproteinase domain-containing protein 8-like. The record is from RefSeq and is a predicted model, not a curated record. Gene Ontology annotation, molecular function: cell adhesion molecule binding; metalloendopeptidase activity. The transcript is spliced from 4 exons. Lineage: Eukaryota; Metazoa; Chordata; Mammalia; Diprotodontia; Vombatidae. Bases 1 to 2397 code for a protein of 798 amino acids. Gene Ontology annotation, biological process: positive regulation of membrane protein ectodomain proteolysis; regulation of cell-cell adhesion; proteolysis.
AUGAGGCACAGCACGUUCUGCCUGGCCACAUCUCCACCCCUAUCGGUGUUGGGCAGUGCUAGUCCCCAGGAAGAUGGCAGACACCUUCCACUCCACAUGAUGCUCCCCUGUCAUCCUGGCUUCUGUUUCUGUUUCCUCCUCUUCUGCCUGAGGAGCUCUUUUGGAGAGAACCAGGACUUCUCAGAGCCACAAGUUCUACUGAUAGGCUCACUUCCCCACGUACAACAGUAUGAAGUGGUUGAACCUCUCCAGUUACCCAUUUUAGGGAUUCUGAGAGAACUUUCUUCAGAUGCAGCUGUGCAUCCUGAGAUUGUCCGCUACCACCUAGGCCUGAGAGACCAUAACUUUACCCUUCACCUCCUUAGAAACAGGUACCUAGUGGGGUCAGACUACACAGAAACCUACACUUUGGCUAAUGGCACAGAGGUGACUGAGCGGCCAAAGGAAGAGAAGCAUUGCUUCUAUCAGGGUCAUGUGGAGGGGCACCAUAAUUCCUCUGCCAGCAUCAGCACCUGUGAUGGCAUCCGGGGCUUUUUCCAGAUUGGGUCUACCAUCCAUCUGAUCGAGCCACUAAGAUAUAGUAAUGCCCAGGGAAAACACGCAGUCUAUAGGGAAAGGCAUUUCAAGAAGAAACUGAGCCUCUGUGGUGUCCCCAGGGCCACCCUACGUAGAGAACUAGAGACAAAGAUGGCUACAGUCAACAUGCCCCUGAGCUGGGUGCCUGGAUCCAUCCCAAAAGACACUCACUAUGUAGAGCUCUAUGUGGUGGUGGAGCACACAGAGUUCAAGAAAUACGGGAACCUUUGGAAUAUACGCAAUAGGGUGAAAGAGGUCGUGAAUCAGAUAGAUAGAUUUUAUCAGCUGCUCAAUUUCCGUGUGGUUCUAAUUGGUCUGGAAAUAUGGGACAAAGGUAACAAGGCUGCAAUCACCAAAGACAUACAGUCUUCCCUGAACAACUUCCUGAAAUGGAGAGAAUAUGAUCUAAUCAUGAAGAAGAAGCAUGAUAAUGCCCAGCUGAUCACAGCAUUGGAUUUUGGAAGAGGUGUGGGACUAGCCAGAUUGGGUUCCAUGUGCACAUUAGGUUCUGGGGGUGUGAACCAGGACUAUGACUCACAUCCAUUUGGACUAGCAACCUCCAUAGCUCAUGAAAUGGGACACAACCUUGGCAUGGACCAUGACGAAAAUAUCAAGGGCUGCCGGUGUGAGGUCAGCAAGAUGCAAGGUGGGUGUGUCAUGCAAUCCAUGGGGGUUGAUAAUGCCUACCCCAAGCAGUUCAGCAGCUGCAGCAAGGAUAAUCUGCAGAAGUUUCUUAGGGGGACUAUCUUCCAGGCUAACUGCUUGACCAACUUCCCAGACCUGGAGCAGAAUAAGGGAGAGCCUGUGUGUGGGAACAAGUUUGUGGAACGAGGGGAGGAGUGUGAUUGUGGCCUUCCAUGGGAGUGUUUGAAUCUGUGCUGUAACCCUGUGAACUGCAGGCUGGCCCCAGGAGCUGAUUGUGUCGAAGGGGAAUGCUGCCAGCAGUGUCAUUUCACCGAAGCCGGAGAGCUCUGUCGGGAUGCUCAGGAUGUCUGUGACCUGGCUGAGUACUGCAAUGGCCGACAGGCUAAAUGUCCAGAAAAUGUGUACAAAGAGAACGGCACACCAUGCUGGGAGGGCUACUGUUACAAUGGGGCCUGCCCCACUUAUAAGCAGCAGUGCGAGGCACUCUGGGGCACAGGAUCACGAGUGUCUGAUGACAAGUGCUUCUGGUUUGGGCUUCCUAGAGGAUGCACACUAGCUGAUUAUCCUGCCAAAAGGGGCUUCAACAAGUGUGGGGACCUGUACUGCUCCAGGGCUAGCACAAGUCCCCCCUCCAGGGCUCUGUGCACCUUCAUUUUGGGAGGUAAAAGGUGUGACCUUGCUGUAACACAGAUCAAAAGCCAUAAUCCUUUCAAGAUUGUGGCCACUGGCACAAAGUGUGGUGAGCAGAUGGUGUGCUACCAUAAACGCUGUCAGGGCCUCAGUGUCUAUGGCUCUGAGGACUGUUCCAGUCAGUGCCAUAAUCAUGGGGUCUGUAAUCACAAGAGAGAAUGCCACUGUGAACCAGGCUGGGCUCCUCCGUACUUCAAACCAGUCUGGACCGUGCUCUCACUUCAGCCUACCAGAAUAUAUCCUAGUACUGGCAGUCCCUGUGAAAACAGUGUCUCCAAGGUUCUAAGAAUUGUACCCCAGCAGAUGCAUUCUCUCCAAGAAAAGGUGUCCAGGCGAGGAACAGUCAUUUUCAGGGCGUCGAACCCUACGUUUAACCUUGGCCCGGGCCCUGGUCGACAUUCAGGCGGCCUGCCCCGAGGUGACCCGGGGAUCCCGAGGCAACCGACCCAAGAGCUCUUCCUCAGGCAUCCUGAAGGGAUCUGUUAA